CGUCGCCGUUCGCAGCACCAGACCCGGCUUGUCCUCAGCGACCGCAAAGAUGGACGAAGCCUCCUCGGAACAACCCAUAGCCCCCAUUGCAUUUAAAAAGCGCUCCGCAAAGGCCAAGUCUAGUGUGCGCAAGAAAGCUCCGUCGCCACCACCCGCUGCCGAUUCGGAUUCUGAUCUGAGCUCCUUCGAAGACGACAAUGAGGGCCGCGCCGUCAAGCGCCGGCGCAAGAAUGCCGUCAUAACAGCGUCUUCCACAUCUGCCCCGGCGAAUCGACAAGAGUCUGACGAACCGUCUGCAGCUCGUCCGCUCCCUGCCGGAAACGACGCCACUAAACACUCAAAUUGGUACGAUGAAGAGGCUGGCAACGAUGAGCUCAGCGCGAAGCACCUCCUCGGGAAGACGCGAAGCCGCCCAGGUGCCCCUGAAGGAGGACACGACGGAGUCUAUCGAGGAUCCUCAAAGUACCAAUCAUUCAUUCAGAAAAAUCCCGACGCUCCCUCAAAGCAGUUCGGCCCGAUAAAAGCACCAACCAAUAUCCGCACGGUCACCUUUACCGACUUCGCUCCCGAUGUGUGCAAGGACUACAAGCAGACAGGAUUCUGUGGGUUUGGCGACACCUGCAAGUUCCUUCAUGCCCGAGAAGACUACAAACAAGGCUGGGAGCUCGACCGUGACUGGGACAGCCAAACAAAAGGCAAGAAAAUUGUCGGUCGCACGGUGGCUUCUGCAAACAGAGAUAAGAAGCUCGACGAGGAUGGGAGCGACGACGAAGAUGAGAUGCUGGAGUCCAUUCCUUUUGCCUGCAUCAUCUGCAAGCAGCCCUACAAGAACCCUGUGACAACAAAAUGCGGCCAUUACUUCUGCGAGUCAUGUGCUUUGCAACGGUAUCGGAAGAAUCCCUCCUGUGCAGCCUGUGGUUCAGGAACGGGAGGUGUCUUCAAUGUUGCCAAGAAGUUAACCAAACUCCUCGAAAAGAAACGGGAGCGAGCGCAGAGAAAGCGGGAAAUGGCCAUUGAAGCCGGAGAAGAAGUGGGUGAAGAGGAGAGUGAAGGGUGAAUACCGCCAGAUUUACAUCAACAACUGCGCACAACAACCCCAAACAGACUGGGAAGUGUGAAGUGAACAUGCCAGCUAAAGUCUUCAAAGUAUGGAGGGACAAACCCCUAGGCCCC
Molecule: messenger RNA, 1173 nt
Organism: Coccidioides posadasii C735 delta SOWgp
Lineage: Eukaryota; Fungi; Ascomycota; Eurotiomycetes; Onygenales; Onygenaceae
Gene: CWC24
Product: RNA-splicing factor
Biological process (GO): snoRNA splicing
Cellular component (GO): U2-type spliceosomal complex
Molecular function (GO): metal ion binding
Source: RefSeq, a predicted model, not a curated record